Molecule: messenger RNA, 4079 nt
Organism: Acanthoscelides obtectus
Lineage: Eukaryota; Metazoa; Arthropoda; Insecta; Coleoptera; Chrysomelidae
Source: the annotation of a GenBank genome assembly
CAAAAGUCAACGUCAAAGCUUUUAUGGUAUAUGGUAUUUAACGAAAGAAGGAUGUUAUUCAAUAAACUAAAAAAUAAUAUAAAAUAAGACCAAAUACAGUAAUAUUUGUGUUGUUCGUUAGUACGGGGCCUAUUGUAUAGUGACAAAAUGCAUAUGAAACUAGUGUUUCACAAAAAUUCAAUAAAAGGUCCAAUGUACCCACUGUUUUGCCAAAAAGUUAUCAACUAGAUGCUCCUUUUAAAUCUAGAGAGAUUUCCGGUGUGAAAAUGCAAAGAAAUUUCCGUACAUUUGGCAAGAGCUCCAGUACAGAUUACCUUUCCAAGCAGUAUGAUGGAAAAAUUGCAGGCCUCUAUGAUUUGGAAGAAACCCUGGGAAGAGGUCAUUUUGCUGUGGUCAAACUAGCCAGGCAUGUUUUCACAGGAGAAAAGGUGGCUGUCAAAGUUAUUGACAAGAGCAAGCUUGAUGAAGUUUCAAAGGCUCACCUUUUCCAAGAGGUAAGAUGCAUGAAGCUGGUGCAACAUCCUAAUGUCGUCCGUCUCUACGAGGUGAUAGACACGGCAACCAAACUGUACCUGGUGCUGGAACUAGGCGAUGGCGGUGACCUGUACGAGUACAUCAUGCGGCACGAAACAGGUCUGCCCGAGAACCAAGCGAGGGAGUACUUCAGCCAAAUAGUGCGCGCCAUAUCGUACUGUCACCAACUGCAUGUUGUCCAUAGGGACCUGAAGCCAGAAAAUGUGGUGUUCUUCAAGAAGCAAGGAGUAGUGAAAUUGACGGAUUUUGGCUUCAGCAACAAGUUUUAUCCCGGACAGAAGCUAGAGACGUCGUGCGGCAGUUUGGCUUACUCAGCGCCUGAGAUAUUGCUAGGAGAUUCAUAUGAUGCGCCUGCUGUUGAUGUCUGGUCAUUAGGAGUAAUUCUUUAUAUGUUAGUAUGUGGGCAACCACCUUUCCAAGAAGCAAAUGAUUCCGAAACAUUAACCAUGAUCAUGGACUGUAAAUAUGACAUCCCAGCGCACGUGUCGCAAAACUGUAAAAAGUUAAUAUCAAGAAUGCUUCUGCGAAACCCCGAAAAACGGGCCACCCUGCAAGAAAUCGCAAGUCAUCCAUGGGUGUGUACUGCUAAUCAAGACUAUCACGAUGCUCUCCCUCUUGUAUCAAGGGAACAACUUUCAGAAGACGAUCACAAUCUGAUCGUUCAGAAGAUCGUUAAUGGGAAUAUUGCUACCAAGGAGGAAAUACAAGAAUCUUUAGAGAAAAACGAGUACAAUCACAUAACGGCAACUUACUAUCUGCUGGCGGAGAGAAAGUUGCGGUACAAAAGGCAGGAACAAGCUAAGAAUAAGAGACCUGAGGAGUUAGCUGUAUUUCCUGCCGUCCCUGUUUCGCAGAAAGAAAAUGUUGCUGUGAAACCCACUUUGCUCAGUGUGCCUAGGACACCCGGUGAUUUGCCUCAGCGAUCCCGUAAAUGCAGCAUAGUUCAGGAAGACGAAGAAGAAGAAGACAUCCCGACCUGCACAGGCGGAGAGAACCUCACUCUCCCUCUGAACCGCAGAGGCUCAAGAUCAGAAGGCAGGAUAAACAUAGCUCUGCAAGAAAGACUGGCCGAGUCGGAGAAACGUAAACCCACUCCGGAAAAGAAGUUCCUGGCUGGCUCCAGGAAAUCAAACAGCAUGUCUAAAGAGAACAGUCCGGAUGGGGUUAAGGUUAAAGUUAGGCUCGAUAUGCCAGUUAUACCUAUACCGAUCAUAACCACCAUGACAAAUGAGGUUAAGAACGAAUGUGAUACCGUACCGCCACUGAAAGUACCAGUGAAAGAUAGUUUUAAGGAUAGUGAUAGAUUUCAAACGUCCGAGUCAUCUCCAAGGCCUCUAGUGAACCGUAACGCUCCCUAUGACCAAAAAAAGUCAAAGUUUCACAAGCACCGCACCGCAUCGUGUAGCUCAUCGGACGCCAGCGACGAUGAUAGUGAAAAGCGGAAAAAAAGGGCGCAGAAGUUGAGCACGCCCUCAAAGAAUUUCGAGAUUCGGAGGGAUAGUCAUGAUGAUAGUAGCGACUCACAGGAGCCAGGUACAGGAACAGGUAGUGGCGGGGGUGGUGGCUGUGCUAACAAGUUGAGUAGUGGGGUGUCAAUCUCGAAUACCGGAGGCGAGAGCCAAGAUAAAGAAGGGAACAGGAGUUGUAAUAACGAAAGGAAAAGCUCGAAUACAACGUUCUCUAGAAGUCAUAAGGUAUGCCGGAAAAAAUCCGGCAAGACCCGAUUACGUGAAAGCCAAUCCCUGAACCGAAUCACCGAAGUACAAGAAGACCCCCAGACCGUCGUAGUGUCGACGACAGUGUUCAGCGUCCCUCCGAAGGUGAAAAGCGUCGGUUCGAAGAUACUGCAGGGCUUGAACAGGACUUCGAGGAAGCACCAGGACCAGGAGAAUGCACUGAAGCUCAAUGAAAAGCUGCGGGUGUCGAGAAAGGACACUGUCGCACCAUAUAAGGGUAAUUUUGACAAGGCGGAUAAUUGCAACAAGAUUGAAAAGUGUGGAAUAAGGAAAAUCAGAGUACUGAGUAAAUACUUCCACAUGCACAAGAAGAUCUGCAUCCCCCUGCCGAGCCUUUUCAACCGUACUGGAGGCGGGCUAUACAGAGCCCAAUCGUGUAGCUCGCUUUCCAAAGACUCCAUCCUAAACUCGAACCUUCUACAACAUGGAAACGGAAGACCAAGAGCAGUAAGCGUGAUCCGCACCGACGGGGGCGGCGAUAUUAACCAGAACGAGACGGAACGCCGCCAUUCUGCUUCAGCAGCGGCCGCCAUUUUGGACCUGAACAGUGUGUGUAACGAACUGUCUGAGAUUUGUGCGAUGCAUGUGCAUCUGGGCACGGCCGCCUCCAAGUGCUGCAAUUUCUGUUAGUUUAUCAGGAAUUAAGCAACUACAGUGCUCCAAAACUGAAGAAAAUCAGUUGGAAGUUGAUAGUCUGAUGGCCCAAACAGGGUAUAAAAUCAAGAAAACAAAUUGCGUUCUAAAUGUAUGUUCCAACUUUAAACUGAUUUUUGCACUGUGCUUACGUCCUGGUAUAUAAUUUAAGUAAGUUACCAAAGUUGUAUUGUUAAGACCUUAAAGUUUUUAUUUUAUUUACGAGGUAAGGUGAGAUAUAUUUUCAUAUAUUAUUACGAACGAUUUCAUCGCUUUGUACCACAUUGGGUUAUGCAUAUGACUUCUUGAAAUUAUUUUUUCAAUUAUGGAUGACUCAUCAUUUUACAUUUGGAAUCGUCGCAAAUCUCCAGAAGUGGGAUGACUAAAACAUUGUACAGUUUGAUUAGAUUUAUCGCAGGAUUAAACUUUUCAAAUUGUAUCUAAACAUAUUUGAAUUAUCAUUUAAUCAUCAAUCAGUAUGUGAUUUGGUAAACCAAAAAGACUUCUUUUAGCACAAAAAGGGCUUGGUAUUGGAUCUUGACCAGCAACUGAUGAGAUGUCUUUCCACCAUUUUCUAUACAAGGAUUGACUAACGUAUUCUACCUGAAGAUAGCUAACCGUGUGCUGUUUCGGCGUCAAAAAAAUGACCUUGAAGAUAGUAGCGCCAUCUAUGAUGCAGUAUCAGAACACAAAAAUGAAAUUAGCAGUCCACUGUCUGAUAGAUGGCGCUAGGAUCUUCAACUCAUUUAGUUUUAACUGGGUAGCUUUAGGCAUUUAUUAAUAUAUUCCACAUGAAAUUACGGAAUUGGAAGUAGGCAUUAGAGAUGCACCAAAGACGGAUUGUUUCCUAGAACCAUGACAUGAUCUGGUUCGAAGCCAUAUUCCACCCGCCUCUUCUCCUUACUAUGCCACAAUAUUGGUUGUUCCACCGUGAAUUGUUAAAAAAAAAACAAAAAAAAAACGCUUUAAUAGCAAAUCGAAUAAGAAGUAGAAAAUAAUGUUCAAGUAUAGGAGAGUUUGUGUUAUUGGAAUAGCAAGUCCAACAAACAAGUAUGACUAAUUUGGUAUAAGAUCAAUAUAAACAUUAAGAUAACAAAAAUAUCAAUUAUAGUAAAAAAAACGUGGGAAGCAGUUAACUAUAAACUAUCAUAAUUUUGUAAAUAGUAACUAAAAAAU